This is a messenger RNA of Lodderomyces parapsilosis, 2001 nucleotides long. RefSeq lists its product as uncharacterized. Gene Ontology annotation, biological process: meiotic recombination checkpoint signaling; synaptonemal complex assembly. The transcript has a single exon. The record is from RefSeq and is a predicted model, not a curated record. Gene Ontology annotation, cellular component: nucleus. NCBI's taxonomy places the organism in Eukaryota, Fungi, Ascomycota, Pichiomycetes, Serinales, Debaryomycetaceae. Bases 1 to 2001 code for a protein of 666 amino acids.
AUGCAAGCUCAACUUGUUAAACAGAGGGUUACUAACCAACAAUCACAAUUGCUUAUCCAUGAGUUGAUUAGUGUUUCCAUUUAUUGUGUUACCUUUUUGCGAGAUGUGUUUGAAGAAAACAAUUAUAUCGACACCAAAUACUACAAUGAGAGGUACCCACGGCCCGACGCAAACUACAUCAGAACAAAGAGGUUAAGACCUGGUAUUACCACAUUUGCUGAUCUGAUUAUUAAAUGUGUUGAUGAAGGAAUUAAAGAUUCCAUUGAACGGGGGUAUUUGAAAGCAGUACUGUUUGUAAUUCAAAUACCAAGUGAUGGUGGGUAUUCAGUUUGUGAAAGUUACAUGUUUGGCAUCAAUUAUCUGACAAACCAAGUGCUGUUGUCGGUUAACAAUAACAAUAAGACUGAGACUGAGGUAGAAGUGUUUGAGUAUGAUCAAAUUAUAAGUCAAAUUCAGGGAAUGAUUAAACGAUUAAUUGUCAUGACCCAAUCGUUUGAUUUGUUACCACGCGAGAAAUCAGUCUUGAUUAAAUUGUUAUUCAAUGAUUCAUGCCCAAAGGAUUAUCAACCACCACAUUUUGUCGAUGCGUCGGAUUUACCACCAACUACAAUCAAGAUUGAUAAAAAAAGAUCUUCUGGUAUAAAUGACCUUGGUUGUGUGAAUACUGGAUGCAACAAGGUGAAGUUGAGUGUAUUGGUUGCUGAUAAAACUGGUGUAAGCUCUAUGGAUGUGGAUCCAUUUGAUGUAUUUGAUGGAUGCAAUGAUGAUGAACCUAUUGGCGAUGUUCCUCCUGCGUCAUCUUCUUUACAUUUGGAUAGUUUUUUGAAUACAGGUGGGAAUGAAACAGCUGCACCUACUCAGUUUGUGUCAGCAUCAGCAUCAGCAUCAGCAUCAGCAUCAUUUUUGUCGUUGCAUGCUAAAGUAGUUGCAGUUGCACCAACUUGUCAGAAAUGCAAUGUAAAACUUAAUCUUGUUGAGUACGGGUAUAACAAAACACCGUUAAAGAGACCACUCACUUGUACAAAAUGCAUGUUUGGUUCCAAUAUUGAUAAAGAUUUAAUUGUGUUGCAAAAAAUUAGACUCUUGUGGGAUUAUCUUUGUCAUCAUGAGUUCCCCAACACCAAACAAUUGUUGGCAUUGACUAGGUUGACUUUAAGCGAUGGUGAUAUAUUUAGGAGUAUGUUUAAUCAUUUGUUGCUGGAAAAUGUCCUUGUUAUUAAUAGAGGUAUGGGUGGGAAUGGGAAACUACAAUUUGAACAUGGAACGAUAAAUUAUCGUAUUGGAUGUGGUGAAUUUACUGCCAUGGUGGAUGGGAUCAUUGAUAAUUAUGGUACACCAUUGAUUAAAAAUCAAUGUUAUUGUAUAAUUUUUGUUCCCAUGUCACACGAGCAGUUUCCUUAUUUAUCAUACAAUGAAUCAUUAGUUGAUUUGUAUUUCCCCAAUCUACAAUUACCAAGAAUCAACUUUGUUAAAUUGAAUUUGAGGAAAUUUAAAGCAAGGUGUUUACAAAAUGAAACUCAAUUUGAUAGUAGUAGUGGUGGAAUAGGUGGAGUUUGUGCGACUGUGAUUCCAGAUUCACAAGCAUCACCAGGGGUGGUUGCUGUAAAGAAGAAAAAGCAAAUCAGGUACAGAGCAGUUCCUCGUGUUGUUGAAUCUGUUGUUGAUAAUGAUGAUGAUGAUGAUGAAAAUGAAAAUGAUGAUGAAGGUAAAGAAGAUGCAAUUAAUAUUGAUGCAUCGUCAAUUGUCGGUGGUGGUGGUGGUGGUAGUAGUGGUGGAGACACAAUACAGCAAGAAGAAAGUGAAGAAGAUCAGGAUACCAUUAUGCAAACCACAAAGCAAGUUAAGGAUUUGUCAUUUGCUGAUUCAAUCGAGUAUUUGUCCCAAGAGCCAUUACCAUUAAAGUUGGAAGAAACAACAUUAAAGAGAAAUAGAGCAAGUAGUUUGAAACAACUGCAAGAGAGGCAAAUAAAGAAACGGAAAGUCAGUGUGAAUAAAGUUUAG